Pogonomyrmex barbatus (red harvester ant) is the source of this 3291-nucleotide messenger RNA. RefSeq lists its product as uncharacterized. Lineage: Eukaryota; Metazoa; Arthropoda; Insecta; Hymenoptera; Formicidae. Gene Ontology annotation, cellular component: spindle pole centrosome; nucleus; cytoplasm. Gene Ontology annotation, molecular function: microtubule binding. The record is from RefSeq and is a predicted model, not a curated record. Gene Ontology annotation, biological process: centrosome localization; chromosome segregation; signaling.
ACUAUAAAAUUUUGUAUCCAUAGUCCAUAGUCCAACCAUAGUCAUUUGGGUAUUAAGUUCGGCUAAUAAUAAUAAAAACACAGUUUUAAUAAAAAUCAAAUAUUUUUAUGUUGUAGAUAGAUACAUUUAAUAAAUAGGGCUCAUCGAUGAUUAGGAUAAAUCAUUAGAGCGAUCAUCUUUAAUAGUAUUUUGCCGGUUGCGAAAGUCAAAUGUGUUUACGUGUUAAAUCAUCACCUGAAUUGUUGUGGAAUAGGACAGGUGUCAACAUCACAAGAAAGAAAUUAAACGGUCGCAAGUUGCGAAUCGUCGCAAUCUAUUAGAGGCCUUAGAGAGAGUGGAAUGUACAUAUCUUUUCUGUUUUACGUAAUUUUUGAGUUGGUAUUUAUAUCUUUGUUUUUCUAUUUUGUUCCCUAAUACCUAUAAUAUUGAGUAAUUUAUCACUUUUAACUUAAAAUUAUAUUGUCUUUGUAAAAGAACAGGUGCCACUAAAUACAAAAAGAAAGAAGAGAAAAAGAAUCAUUUUGUGAUCACAGAAAAUAGUUUUAUUUGAUUUCUUCUGAGAAACUCGAUAUAAUUAGUGUUCUUAUUGCGAGCGACUGUUAUUUAAAAAAAGAAAUGUCGGAUAUUAAAAAACGAUAUAAAAAUCCGCCAUCCACUUUCGGUAAUGCGAGAAAAAUUAAAGUUAACAUUGCUCAUGAACAACAAGAAAGACGCAAGAAACGCAGAACGCAAGAGUUUGAAGAAAAUCGGAAGGAAAACAUUCCGCGCAGCGUGUCACAGAAUGAUAAAAUAAAAUUUUCAAAUUGGAAAGCGGAGCAAGAGAAAAAGAAAAAAACGAAACCACAGAAAAAACCCCCCUUUAUAGUCGGAAUUGUUCGUCAUUCUUUUUAUUCCCCGAUAUCUAACACUGCAUUUGAACCUACGAAAAAGAAAAAAUCAAUUGGACAAGAGCAAAAAAAUUCCAAUAUUAAAAAAAGAAUUACAAAAGCUACGGAAAAACGAUUGUUAGCUAAAGCAACAUCUGCGACAAAAGAAACAUGUGCGACUUCGUCCGGAGAAAAAAUAAGGACCGAUAAAGUCAAGUCUGAUGUCAAAAAACGGAAAUCAUUUGCUCCAUCUAAUCAUAAAUUUAAUCCUCCCGCUGGGUUACCUAAGAUAACUUUAUCUCAAGAAAUGUUAAUAGAAGAUAAUUCGUCAAAUAAAAAUGAUAUUUUUGCAUGUGAUAAAUCAGCGGAAAAUAUUACUACCAUUAUUAAAAAAUCAAUUAAUUGUGAUUCUGAUUCCAUAGAGGCAAUCACAUUGAAAGUGUCGAUAGGCGAACAAGAAAUUUUAAAUAUUUCUCCGAUAAGGCAAAUAAAUUCAAUGGAAAGAUCAACGUUGAACAACAGCAAUACGGAAAUUCCAUUUGAACCAUUAAGCACGUCCAAUAAACUUGCAAUAAAAGAUAUUGUUAUGGAUAAUUCUGAUAUGAUAAAGGGAGAAGAAGAAUAUACUGUCAAAUAUUUUGAGCAUAUGUUAAAUAACGAAAAAGAUAGACUUCAGAAACUUUGCAAAAAAUGGUCUGAAAUUCAAUCGCGACAUGAUACUGCAGAGGAUGUUCGAUAUCGAAUUAAUCAAGCAGUUGGACAAACAGUUAUGUUAAUUAAGGAGAAGUUUAAACAGUUUCACGGUUUAAUACAAGAUUGCAUUAGUAAAAACAAUGAUAUAUUGAUAACUUGUACAGAUUUGCACGGAUUUUGGGAUAUGAUGUAUAUAGAAGUGAAAGAUUGUGAUUUGCGAUUUGCAAAAUUGGAAGAACUUCAGGCUAAAAAUUGGCAAGAAGAUCAGUCAUUUUUUGCAAAGCCCACUAAAUCUAAGAAAAAAAUAAUUGUUGAAAAGAAAGUUACCGAUAAAGCAGUAAAACAAAGCUCAAGAAAAUUAAUUUCUAAUAAGAAGAAAACGAAAAAGAAAACGAAAGAGAUAAUAGAAAUUCAAGAUAAUAAGAUAGAUUCACAAUGUACAAUAAAUAUGAAUGACAAAUAUAUUACACCUUGCAAAAAUAAUGAAAAAAUUAUAAACGUUCAUAAAGAUAACUAUAAUAAUAAUAAUAAUAAUAAUAAUAAUAAUAAUAAUAAUAAUAAUAUUCUUGAGGUAUCUAUGAAUUAUAUAUAUACAUCGACACCAUUUCCCGACACUACGUCAAACUUGUCGAAUCGGAUGAGCACUCCACUUAUAACAAUGAAAGUAAGUCAGUUGUAUAACAAAUUUACACAAUCAAAUGACAUGACACUCUAUACGACUCCUGAAUUUACAAAUAGUCAAAUAGAAAAAUCAGAAAAAAGAAGAAGAAAAUUAGAAUUCCAAGCUAAUUCAAAUGAUUAUCUUCCUUUGAUAAAAUCUGUCGAGAAAUUGGAGAUUGAUAAAAAUUUAUCAGUUUCGAAGGAAAUAAACAAUUUUAAAUGUGAUAACUUAAAUUCAAACGACAUUUGCAUUAUACAACAAUCGAAUUCUACAGCUGAUGAUUUCAGUGGUGAAACAGUGAUUGAACAAACAAGAAGAAAAGACGAUGUUACUCUUAAAUCUACAUUUAAUACCGGUUCGAUCAAAACUCCGGUUGAAUCAAAAAGCAAAACUGCUAUUAAAGGAUCUUCAUCAAGUGAGAUCUGUAAAACAAGAUCACUCAGUAUGCUUAGUACCGGUUCGAUCAAAACUCCAAUUCAAGUAAAGAGCAAAAGUUCUAUUAAAGAAUUUUUAUCAAGUAAGAUCUGUAAAACAAAGUCACUCAGUACAAAGUCACUUAGUAUCGGUUCGAUCAAAACUCCAGUCCAAGCAAAAAACAAACAUUUUAUUAAAGCAUCUUUAUCAAGUAAAGUCUCUAAAACAGAAGGAAUUUUGAAGAAAUUGAAUUGCAAAUAAAAUUGUAAAAGUUUUUGCAGCUGUCCAUCUAUGACAUCUCCAAAUAAAAAGAUAUCCAUUUUCAUGAAAUCAAUAAUGAGUAAAUACAAAGAGAUAAAUACAGGCGCGUGAAAAUGUUGAUAAAGAAAUAUGUGUAUAAUUCCAAAAGUUUUAUUUAAUGAUAAAUAUUUUAAUCUUGAUAUGUUAUCAUAUUAUUACUUAUAUAUCAUACUAUAGAUGUAAAUGGUUGUGCAUACUAUACAUAUUUAAAUUAACAUAUUAAUCCUAAAAGCUAUUUGCAUUUUAGUAUAAAACAUUCGUAAGAUUUUAUUUAAAACAAUUGAUACUGUUAAGAUUGUAAUGUUAAGACUGUAUUCAUAUAUAUGUGAUAAUUAUAUUGUAGAAUAUUAUCAAAAA